Messenger RNA from Ostrinia furnacalis (Asian corn borer), 3658 nucleotides. RefSeq names its product presequence protease, mitochondrial. The transcript is spliced from 2 exons. The record is from RefSeq and is a predicted model, not a curated record. The coding region runs from base 192 to 3242 and encodes 1016 amino acids. Gene Ontology annotation, molecular function: metalloendopeptidase activity; metal ion binding. Gene Ontology annotation, cellular component: mitochondrial matrix. Gene Ontology annotation, biological process: protein processing. NCBI's taxonomy places the organism in Eukaryota, Metazoa, Arthropoda, Insecta, Lepidoptera, Crambidae.
UAUUAUUUAAAAUAGCAACACCGGUUCUAAGUGUCAAUAUCUGCUCAAACUUUUUGCGAGGUUAGAUUUUUGUAAAUUAUGAUGAAAUACGUAAAGAAAUAGUAAAAUACGGUUGUUAAAAAGUGUCGUGAACGGAUAUCACACUUCAAGCAUCAAUAUCAUUCGCUGAAAUCAAUUCUCUGUGCAGAAACAUGUAUACAAGACUCAGGCACGCAGGGGGCCUUCAAAGGAGGCUAAAAGGACCCCCAAGCCUCAGAUACAACAGCUCUAGUAUCCUAAAAAAGAAAGAAAAUGUAUCGAAACAAGUUCAAUCGGGCAAAACGAUGCACGGGUUCCUCUGUUCAGAAGUAGAACACAUCAAAGAGUAUAAUCUCACAGCUUAUUUCCUAACACAUGAGAAAACCAAGACCGAAUACUUGCAUUUAGAAAGAGAUGACUCAAACAACGUCUUUUCUGUCGGGUUCCGGACCACACCACUCGAUUCUAUGGGCACACCACACAUAUUGGAACACACAGUGCUGUGUGGCUCAGAGAAAUACCCAGUACGCGAUCCGUUUUUCAAAAUGCUCAACAGAUCUUUGGCGACUUAUAUGAAUGCGUUGACAGGCCCAGAUUACACAUUUUACCCGUUCUCCUCACAAAAUGAAGUGGAUUAUAGGAAUCUGCAAAAAGUGUAUUUGGACGCUGUUUUCAAACCUAAUUUAUCCAGGCUAGACUUCCUUCAAGAAGGCUGGAGGCUAGAGCAUGGAAAAGUCGAAGACAAAAAGUCGGAACUGACGUUCAAAGGAGUGGUGUACAAUGAAAUGAAAGGUGCAUUCUCGGAAACCAGUUCUCUAUUUGGUCAGAAGUUCAUAAACGCAAUUCUUCCCAAAGGAACGUACGGUUACGUCUCUGGCGGCGAUCCGUUGCACAUUCCAGAGUUGACUCACGAGUAUUUGAAAAACUUCCAUAAAACUUACUACCAUCCGAGCAACGCGAGGAUAUACUCCUAUGGAAACUUCCCCCUUGAAGCCAAUCUCAAGUUCGUGAAUGAGGCGUAUUUGAGCAAAUACGAUUUUCUAGAUCCUCGCGACACAAUCGUGUCUCGACAGGAAAGAUGGAAGACGCCGAAAAAGGCCGAGAUCUCAUGCCGAGUGGACCAAUACGGCGGGGCUAUCGAAAAACAAAACCAAAUCGCGAUCGGUUACGUCAUGUCUGACAUCACAAGCGUAUACGAGACGUUCAUGCUGACAGCAAUGGCUGAACUAAUGAUCAUCGGCCCCAAUUCGGCCUUUUAUAAAAGCCUCAUUGAGAAAAACAUCUCUGGCGGGUACAACUCUUUGACUGGUUACGACAAUCAAAUCAGAGACACCCUAUUUGCUGUUGGUCUAAAAGACGUCGAGAAAAGCAAUUUCGAGAACAUAGAAAAGAUCGCAAAUCAAACUGUCGAAGAAAUAUUCGAAAAAGGUUUCGAAAAAUCGCACAUCGAAAGUGUUCUCCACGGUUUUGAGCUUUCGAUUAAGCAUCAGUCGCCCAAAUUCGGUUUGAACGUCCUUUUCAACCUCAUGCCUCUUUUGAAUCACAAUGGACCUGUCCUCAACGCGUUGAAGGUAAAUGAACUGCUUGAUAAACUGAAGACCGACUUGAUGAACCCGAGUUACGUGAAGGAAGUGAUUGAAAAGUACUUCAUUUUAAACAACCAUAAGCUGAUAAUGACAAUGCAACCCGAUCCCAAAUUCGAUGACAUCUUCAACGAGGCUGAAGCUAAGCUUUUGAAGUCUAAAGUCAAUGACUUAAAACCAGAGCAAAAAGAACAGAUUUACAAAGAUGGCUUGGAACUUUCUAAAGCACAGAAAGAGAACCAGAAUCUGGAUGUUCUGCCGUGCUUGAAGAUUGACGAAAUCACACUGAACAAAACUGCGCCUCCAAUAAAACACACAGCCUCCGAAACGGUGCCGUUACAGCUUUGUGAAGCCAACACAAAUGGAGUAACAUAUUUCAAAGGGGUGUUAGGAACUGAUUGCUUGAACGAGACCCAACGUCAAUUGCUGCCAUUCUUCAACUAUAUCCUCGACAAAUUCGAUACGAAAACUUAUAACUACAGGGACUUUGACAAGCAUGUCAGCAAAACCACUUCUGGGUUGAGUUUUUUAACUCAUAUCACGGAGCAUAUUGACCAACAAGGCCAGUACGAACAGGGCGUUUUAAUCAACAGCCACUGUUUAGACGAAAACUUGCCGAAAAUGUUGGAAAUUUGGAAUGAGAUCUUCAGCAAACCAAACUUCGAAAACAGCGAGCGUAUGAGCAUGUUAUUGAACAACUACUGCUCUUCACUCUCGAAUGGAGUGAUCGACAGUGGGCAUACUUACGCGAUGCAGGCAGCCCGCUCUCUUAUAUCUUCCGUCGACGAGUGCAAAGAAAACUUGCUAGGUCUCCAUCACGUUAUCUCAAUGCAAGAAGUCCAAAAGACACUGAAAAUUGAAGAAAUCCAGAGCCUUGUUGACCAGAUAGGAGAACAAAUUCUCAAAGGGCACAACUUGCGAGCUGCCUUCCAUUAUUGCAACACGAAUAAGGAUAUACACGAGUCCAUCAACAAAUUCUGCGGUCAUUUAUGCAAAGGCGACAGCAACAAGGAACUGAAUCGGAUCAAUUGGACGGAAUGCGCCGAUAUGCCGAAGGAGAACCGAGGAGUCCAUAUCACGAUGAAUAUACCAGUCAACUUCUGUGCUAAAGUGAUUCCUACAGUGCCAUACACAGACCCGGAUUACGCCAAGUUGCGAGUGCUCUCAAGAUUUUUAACGUCGAAAUAUCUUCAUCCGAUCGUUAGAGAGCAAAACGGGGCUUAUGGUGGAGGGGCCAUGUUGACCAUGGAUGGAGUCUUCAACUACUACUCAUACAGAGACCCAAAUUCAAGAGUAACGCUAGACGUUUUCGACGGAACUUCGGAUUGGAUGUCGAAGAAUACUAAGUUGGUUGACGAUCAAAACCUCUUUGAGGCUAAGCUGUCUAUUCUCCAACAAAUGGACCAGCCUGUAGCAGAGUACAUGAAAGGGAUAGAUCUAUUUCUGUAUGGUCUAUCGUACGACAUUUGGAAGACGCAACGUGAGAGAGUAUUGGCUGUGAAAAAGGAAGACCUUAUAGAGGUCUGCGAAAAAUACCUGAAGAAUGACAAGUGGGCUGGAAAAUGCGUUAUAGGGGAAGGGUCUAAGGAUUUGAAAAAAGGUGGAGAAGUGUGGAACACUGUUAGCGGGCCGCAACAGUAAAUUAUUGAGUUUUUAGAGCUCAAAUGUAUGGUUGAAAUUGUGUUGAAUGGGAAUGCUUUAUGACAAGAAAUGCUAGGUUACAAGUAAUUGUUUACGGGAACCCUUGAAAAAAGGUUGGGUUGUAUUUUCCGCAUUUAGUCGCAAGUUAUUUUAUUUCGUUGUGAACUUAAGUAAGUGUGUUUAGAUAAAGAAUGUCCAGUACCUAACAUCUAGAGCCGUCACAAAAAAGUUUUUGAUGUCAUUCAGGCAGCUAUAUUUCCAUAUUCCACAUCCACAUAGCUGCGUAAUAAUUGAUGGUGAUUUCAGAUUGCCAUUAUAAUAUGCAUGACUUUUAGCUCUGCGUUAACUAAAAUACUCUUUCGGGGUUGUACUAUGUUUAAAAUAAGUAACAUUUCCAAAAUUACAAAUAAUAACUA